Aspergillus uvarum CBS 121591 is the source of this 361-nucleotide messenger RNA. RefSeq lists its product as uncharacterized. The transcript has a single exon. Lineage: Eukaryota; Fungi; Ascomycota; Eurotiomycetes; Eurotiales; Aspergillaceae. The record is from RefSeq and is a predicted model, not a curated record. The coding region runs from base 51 to 281 and encodes 76 amino acids.
UAUUCAAUGGCUGGACAUGUAGAAAUCGUACUUAGUCUGAGACGUACCUCAUGCCCGCCUUCCCCUUGCCCCGCCUUCCCCCACAAGGUAUCAGGUGCAAAAAAAGCUUGGUAUUCCAUGUCAUUCGAUCGAUCGAAUCAGCAGCCAUCCCGGAAAAUACUUUCUCGGUGUGUGCCGCCCUAGCUAGACACUACGUACGUACUGUGCUGUUCUGUACUGUGCAUCGGCCUCCUCUCCGCUCUUGCGGUACACCCCACCCAUCCUCCCUUCUCAUUAGAUAGUCAUACUCCUUUGCGAUGGACGAGAACGUUUUGUAACUUGCAGGCAGGCAGGCAGGCAGAUGGUUCGUGAACUAGAGCAG